Nicotiana tabacum (common tobacco) is the source of this 924-nucleotide messenger RNA. The record is from RefSeq and is a predicted model, not a curated record. NCBI's taxonomy places the organism in Eukaryota, Viridiplantae, Streptophyta, Magnoliopsida, Solanales, Solanaceae.
AUGAUGAUGUGGGAUUGUAGAAGCUGGGAGGGGGAAGUUCUGGAAACGGGUUGCUACACUUUGACUUGCAAGUUUGUGGCACAUUUUCAGAAUUUUUCAUGUCAUAUAACUGGGGUAUUUGCUCCAAAUAACUACAUUGAGAGAAGGAUAGUGUGGGAUGAGAUAAGUGCAGUAAGGGGAUUGAUGGAAGGGCCUUGGGCUGUGUGUGGAGACUUUAAUGUCACCAGAUUCAUUUCAGAAAAAAAGAAUUGUAGGAGGAGAACAAGGGGUAUGGUGGAAUUUUCUGAUUUCAUUGAAGACAUGAACUUAAUUGAUCUACGAUUAGAAGAUAGUAGCUUCACUUGGUUUAAAGGGGAUAAUCAAGACAUGGCUUCCAGAAUCGAUAAGUUCCUGAUUUUUGAGGAGUGGGAUGAUAGUUUUAGUAAUAUAAAACAGAUUCCACUGCAAAGACUAACAUCUGAUCACAUUCCAGUAGCUCUACAGGGGGGCACUUGGAACAGGAACAAAAACUAUGUUAAAUUUGAGAAUUGGUGGCUAGGAACAGCUGGUUUCAAGGACAAAGUCAAAGAAUGGUGGAGUUCUUUCAAUUUUCAGGAGUGGAGCAGAAGUGAGACGAGGAAUCUGGGAUAUCAAAGGAAGAAAUUGUUAAGUCAAAUGGCAGAACUGGAUGAGGUGCUUGGAGACAGAAUUUUAACAGAGGAAGAAACUAUCAAGAAGACAGCAUUAUUCAUGGAGUAUGAAGAGUUGAUAAAAAAUGAGGAAAUCUCAUGGAGACAAAAAGAAGGUGACAAGAACACUAAGUUUUUUCACAAAGUAGCAAAUGCACAUAAAAGAUUUAACAAUAUUGACCAACUGAUGAUACAUGGAGAAUUAACAGAGGAGCCAUCUAGAAUAGAAGAGGAAAUUAUUGAUUAUUAUCAGUAG